AUGAGCGUUCGUCACUGUUUAAAAAUCUGGACAUGGAAUGUUAAAGGUGCUGCGCUUACCACCUCUUCAGCUGAUCUCAACUCAACAUCUGCACACACUAGAAAGUCUUGCUUCCGUAAACUCACUUGUAGAUACCGCUUACAAACCGGUACCAAUCACCCGCUCCCCAUUUCCCUCUCUCCAAAACGGUUGGAUCGUAUCUACGUCGCAUUCACAAUGCUAGGUAGUAACUCCGCUGUCGCCACCUAUUUCCAUAAUAAGAGUGAUCACUGCCCAAUCUCUGUCGACAUUAAUCUCUCAAGUAAGUUUCAACAACAGAUUGAACUAAAGUAUUAUAAUGACAUUCAACACCGUAUCCCAAGAGAAGAUGUUCAAGACUUUGCAAACAUCGUACAGCUCGUAGCAAAUGAAAUAUAUCAUAUCAAGUCGUCCAUUGAUGACACUCCUAUCUCUCUUCUCCCCCUGAGUUUAAAGAAGGAGUUGUUCAAACUCUCUUUAAAAAAGGUGAUCCCAAUGACAUCGCUAAUAGGCGUCAAAUAUCACUGUUGA
Messenger RNA from Heterostelium album PN500, 549 nucleotides. RefSeq lists its product as uncharacterized. Bases 1 to 549 code for a protein of 182 amino acids. The transcript is spliced from 4 exons. NCBI's taxonomy places the organism in Eukaryota, Evosea, Eumycetozoa, Acytosteliales, Acytosteliaceae. The record is from RefSeq and is a predicted model, not a curated record.